Alosa alosa (allis shad) is the source of this 1148-nucleotide messenger RNA. It is a transcript of the gene fth1b, whose product is annotated as ferritin, heavy polypeptide 1b. Bases 91 to 624 code for a protein of 177 amino acids. Gene Ontology annotation, molecular function: ferric iron binding; ferrous iron binding. Gene Ontology annotation, biological process: iron ion transport; intracellular iron ion homeostasis. NCBI's taxonomy places the organism in Eukaryota, Metazoa, Chordata, Actinopteri, Clupeiformes, Clupeidae. The transcript is spliced from 5 exons. The record is from RefSeq and is a predicted model, not a curated record. Gene Ontology annotation, cellular component: cytoplasm.
UCGGAAAACGGGACAAGGCAGGUAGGUACACCAGCAAGUUGGUUUGAAAAACAGAAUUUCUUCAGAGGACGAACGUUUUAUUUACAAAUCAUGACAUCCCAAGCAAGGCAGAAUUAUCACCAGGACUGUGAGGCUGCCAUAAACAGACAGAUUAACCUAGAGCUUUAUGCCUCCUAUGUUUAUCUCUCAAUGGCUUAUUACUUUGACCGGGACGACAAAUCCUUGCCAAACUUUGCCAAAUUCUUUAGGGCGCAGUCCCUGGAAGAGAAGGAGCACGCCGAGAAACUGAUGAGUCUACAGAACAAGAGGGGAGGCAGGAUUUUCUUACAAGAUAUCCGGAAACCUGACCGGGAUGAGUGGGGCAGUGGUUUAGAGGCUCUUGAAUGUGCUCUGCAGUUGGAGAAGAGUGUGAACCAGUCACUAUUGGACCUGCACAAGGUCGCGUCUGACCACACCGACCCACACUUGUGUGACUUCAUAGAAACACACUACCUGGUUGAACAGGUGAAGUCCAUCAAGGAGCUGGCCGACUGGGUGUCCAACCUGCGCCGGAUGGGUGCUCCUCAGAACGGCAUGGCUGAGUACCUAUUUGACAAGCACACUCUGGGCAAGGAGAGCGACUAAGAACCGCCACUGCCGUCCUCUCAUCUGGGCCAGAUCAGGGCCAGUACUAGCUGCUAUCAGGACUCCCGUCGUCAUGACUUUUGCAUGUGGGUCUGUCCAACCCAGGCAUAUGAUAAUCCAGCACAGCUUGUGCAUAGUUUUACCGACAACAUGUACAUCCUCCCUAUACUGUAGGCUGCUUUGAAUAAAACAAAGUGAUUACGUAUAUUUAUAUUUUAAGGAGGAUAUACUGUCCCAGGACUAAUGCGGUCCUCAUGAUAGCCAUAAGCACUUUAGGCGUGAUGUUCCCUUUGGAAGGCUCAGCCUAUUUUCCGUCCCACAUUCCCACCACUGUGAGACAUCCCUACUACUGUAAAGCAGGUACUCCUGCUUUUAUUUGUCCUUUGCUUGCUAAUGUGCAAUUUAUAUUAUGAUGUGUGUAUAUCACAUAAAUGUGGUAUGUUGUGAAUAAAAUAUAGGAUCACUCUCCUAUAUACUCUGUCUGCAUACAAUAAAAGACUGUUGGAACAACAGCCAAAAUUGAA